Messenger RNA from Tribolium madens (black flour beetle), 2829 nucleotides. RefSeq names its product protein phosphatase PP2A 55 kDa regulatory subunit (gene tws). Gene Ontology annotation, molecular function: protein binding; protein phosphatase regulator activity. The transcript is spliced from 4 exons. The record is from RefSeq and is a predicted model, not a curated record. Gene Ontology annotation, cellular component: protein phosphatase type 2A complex; cytosol. Gene Ontology annotation, biological process: peptidyl-serine dephosphorylation. Bases 447 to 1850 code for a protein of 467 amino acids. Lineage: Eukaryota; Metazoa; Arthropoda; Insecta; Coleoptera; Tenebrionidae.
ACCUCUCCAUUAUAAAAUUCACUUCGGCCAGUUCGGCGGAUGGAGAUUAGUGCGAGAUCGAUGUGCGAUUGGAUGAUAGUUGACAUUUGAAUGCUUAGGUGUGCAUAGAGAGUGGUGUAUAGCAAUCUGUGCGUGUGAGACAGAGAAUGUAUCCAUCAGACGUUGCUGUCGCUAUUGCAUCUCUUCAAUUGUUAUGAUUAACCUGUUGAUAUCAGGUCAUUUGAGUGCGGCAAAAUAAACAAAUAAAAAUAAACAUUUUUUGGGCACGGAAUGCGAUUUAUAAUCGGUCGUAUCUACUGGAAUACGGAAAAGAAAAGCAAGGAGGAAUUUUACCAAUAUUAAUUCGUUUAAUUUGGGCGACCACGAUACGUCACGCGGGUGUUAUCGGCCUAUGGGCCUCUCCAGUGAACGGCAAAAAGGCGGGGGGAAAGCCCGGGCCCCCAGCUAUGCGCCACACGGGACUAGGAAAAUUAGGGGGGCUCAUCAACACAGCUGUACAUGCCACCAAACGUGCCCCAACUCCAGGCAAUGGAGACGUACAGUGGUGCUUUGCUCAGGUGAAGGGAACGCUAGACGAUGACGUGACCGAGGCUGAUAUAAUUUCUUGCGUGGAGUUCAACCACGACGGUGAACUUUUGGCGACAGGCGACAAAGGAGGCCGCGUGGUGAUCUUCCAGCGUGAUCCGUCGUCAAAGACAUCAUUUCCACGGCGCGGCGAGUACAACGUCUACUCAACGUUCCAAUCUCACGAGCCAGAAUUCGACUACCUCAAAAGUCUCGAGAUUGAAGAAAAGAUCAACAAGAUCCGAUGGCUGAAACGUCGCAAUCCGGCCCAUUUUCUCUUGUCGACCAACGACAAGACCAUCAAGCUAUGGAAGGUGUCGGAAAGGGACAAGAAGGUGGAGGGAUAUAAUACUCGGUCAGAAAACGGCUCGCUGAUCGAUCCGACAAAUGUAAACUCGUUAAGGGUGCCAACUAUUAAACCCAUGGAGCUGAUGGUGGAGGCGUCGCCGAGGAGGAUUUUCGCCAACGCGCAUACUUACCACAUCAACUCCAUUUCGGUCAAUUCGGACCAAGAGACGUACCUAUCGGCCGACGAUCUGCGGAUCAACCUCUGGCAUCUAGAGAUUACCGAUCAAAGCUUUAACAUUGUAGAUAUCAAGCCGACGAAUAUGGAAGAAUUGACCGAAGUCAUUACGGCGGCGGAGUUUCAUCCGGUCGAGUGCAACCUGUUUGUUUACAGUAGUAGUAAGGGUACAAUUAGGUUAUGUGACAUGAGGGCGGCGGCCCUCUGCGACAGACAUGCUAAACUGUUCGAGGAACCCGAAGAUCCGACGAACAGGAGUUUCUUUUCCGAAAUUAUAUCGAGUAUUUCCGAUGUUAAGUUGUCGAAUAACGGCAGAUACAUGAUAUCUAGAGACUAUUUAUCGGUUAAAGUUUGGGAUCUACAUAUGGAAACCAAGCCAAUAGAAACGUAUCCAGUUCACGAAUAUCUAAGGUCGAAGUUGUGUUCACUGUACGAGAACGAUUGUAUAUUCGAUAAGUUCGAGUGCUGCUGGAACGGCAAUGACAUGGCAAUAAUGACUGGUUCCUAUAACAAUUUCUUUAGGAUGUUCGAUAGGACAACGAAACGGGAAGUGACGCUGGAAGCUUCGAAGGACAUCGCCAAACCUAAAACAAUAUUAAAACCGAGAAAAGUGUGUUCGGGAGGCAAACGUAAAAAAGAUGAAAUUAGUGUGGACUGUUUAGAUUUUAAUAAAAAAAUAUUACAUACAGCCUGGCAUCCUACAGAGAAUAUCAUUGCAGUGGCGGCAACUAAUAACUUAUUUUUAUUUCAGGAUAAGUUCUAGUGUAAUUAAUCAAUCAAUUAAUUUCUCGUCUCAUAUUCAGAUUGAUUUCGAUUUUCUUUAAUUGAUUGUGGCAGCAAUGCUCUAACUGUCAAAGGUAUUUUAAUGUUAAUUUUAUCAUGCAACGGAAUUUUAAUAUACAAGCUUCGAUUGUAAUUGUGAUAUUGAAGAUGUGGUAUUGCAAAAUUAUUUUUAUUUAAAGAAAGAUCCUGAUUUGUACGGCUGGAUAUUUUUCUUAAAUCCAAACAGUUUACCUCUAAUAGCGAAAUUUGUACAUGUUUUUUUAUAUUCUUUUUUAUAAACCAAUAAAAUAUUACCACUUUUUUGUGUGCUUUUUUUGUGACCAGUGGCAAUGUCUGCUUGUGACGAUAUUAGAGGGAAACUAACAAACACAUGUAAAUGUUGUUAUUUGCUUGCUACUGAUUUCGUUGUAUGGUAUUUUAAUGUAACAUAUUAGCCAUUAAAUCUAUUGAAAUAUUGUACAAAAUGUAAAUAAUAUAUACAGAAUUACUUUUUUUACCAGUAUGUUUUUCCAGUGUGUAAUUUACACUUUUUAUUUUUUCAAUGUAGGUUUUUCAAGUGGGAAAAUUCUUUACUGAAUAUGGACGAUAUUAUGGAACGAUUUUGCCUUAGAGUGCCAUUUGUUAAAAUUUUUUCUUUGUUAUCACAUCAAUCGUGGCGGUAAAGCAUUGGCUUACAAGCAAAAAUCAUCCAAACGAUACAGUACAGUUAUUGUAAUGAUAAUUUAAGUUAAUUUUAAAUUAUAAUUUAGUUGUAAGAUGGUUAUUGAUAAUAAGACACCAAAUAAAUUGUUACGAGAUUUGGUUUACCUAGCAGUCACUUGAAUGUUCAAAUUAUUUUUGUUUGUUUUCUCUAAUUGUUUGCAAUUAUACAUUCCUUAAUUAAAAAUUGGGCAUAUUCUAAAUUGCUGUAACUCAUUCGAUUGUUAUACAUUUUCAAUAAUACAGAAAACUUAAUUUUA